Messenger RNA from Botrytis cinerea B05.10, 2000 nucleotides. RefSeq lists its product as hypothetical. Lineage: Eukaryota; Fungi; Ascomycota; Leotiomycetes; Helotiales; Sclerotiniaceae. The record is from RefSeq and is a predicted model, not a curated record. The transcript has a single exon. Gene Ontology annotation, molecular function: heme binding; iron ion binding; monooxygenase activity. Bases 138 to 1679 code for a protein of 513 amino acids.
GUACCACUCAAACUAUUUAUAUAUUGGAAGUCAGUAUAUAUACACAGAGUUUUUAUAAAAUAGGAAUAUACAUCUUGCCAUCUCUUGUCGCCAUCUAUUCUUGUCCAACUCAUAUCUUUCGAGGACUAUAGAAUAGAAUGCUUCAAGCAAUAUAUUCCCUCCCAAUAUGGGCACUCAUUACGAUCCCAGUAUCCGUUUACAUCCUAUAUAUCGUCACCCUCGCAAUAAUAGACCCUCUCCGCCAUAUUCCAGGACCGUUCCUCGCACGCUUUUCUCGAGCUUGGUAUUGCUGGGAAAUAUACAAAGGUCAUUUUGAACGUACCAAUCAUCAACUACACACUCGCUAUGGCCCUAUUGUCCGCAUUGCACCGCAUGAAUACUCAAUUGAUGAUGUUGAUGCUGCCAAAGUCAUCUAUUCUAUAGGUGGAAGCAAUUUCCCAAAAGCACCAUGGUAUCGGGCAUGGCAGCCUACGAAUGUGAAUACAGAUGGGCUAUUUAGUGAUCUUGAUCCACAUCGCCACUCUGCAAAUCGACGGAAGGUCGCAAAUUACUAUAGUAUGAGUUCUAUGGUUGGGUACGAAUACUAUGUGAAUAAUUGUACUGAAUCACUCUCACGACACUUCAUGAAAUCGGCAAUUUCGGGAGAUUUGAUAGAUAUGCAACAUUGGCUGCAAUGCUAUGCGUUUGAUGUUAUUGGAGAGAUUACAUUUGGUCAACCCUUUGGCUUUUUGGACAAGGGAGAGGAUCGGGAUGGUGUGUUUAAGGCAAUUGAUGCUGGAGGAUCGUACUCUACAUUUGUCGGGAUUUGGAGUUGGCUUCACGCUUGGAUAUUUCCGUUAUUGCCUGCUACUGGCGGGUUUGCAUAUAUAGUAAAGUUCACAGCGGACAGAAUUUUGGAAAAGGAAAAUUUGUUGAAAGAACGAAGAAGUGGCGACAAGGAAAAAGAGGGCACUGCGGAUUUUGUGACGAGAAUUCUGUCGGCUUCUGAGAAGGACCCAGGGAAGAUCACGAGAGGCGAUUUGGCUGUCACUUGCCAGUCCAACGUUGGUGCAGGAAGUGAUACAACAGCUAUUACCCUUUCGAGUGUGCUCUACCAUUUGUUGAAGCACCCACAUACUUAUCAAAAGCUGCGAGACGAGAUCGAAAUUGCGGCAAAGGAGGGAAGAGUAUCAGAUCCUAUUACUUUCAAGGAGGCUCAAGGACUACCGUAUCUGCAGGCGGUCAUCAAAGAAGGAUUAAGAGUCCAUCCUGCUGUUGGUCUGGGGCUACAACGAAUCGUGCCAGCCGGAGGCACUACCAUUGCAAAUCAAUUCAUACCAGGUGGCUCGACAGUUGGCAUCAAUGCAUAUGUAGCUCAUAAAAAUACUUCUGUCUGGGGCUCGGAUGCGGAUCAAUGGAGACCCGAAAGAUGGCUCGAAAUUGCGGAGCAAAGCCGAGGCGGAGAGGUAGAAAAGUACUUCUUCUCUUUUGGCAUGGGAUCGAGAACUUGUAUUGGCAAAAACAUUAGUUUGUUGGAACUCAGCAAAUUGAUACCGCAAUUGGUGAGAAGAUUUGAUUUUGAGUUGGAUGCGGAUGUGGAGAGAAAUGGAGGAUUGUAUUCUUUGAACAGAUGGUUUGUCAAGCAACAGAAUUUCAGGGCAAGGGUUUUGAGAAGAGGGAAGGAUGGUGGGAUGGAAUAGGAUCGAAUUUUCUCUUAUGUUUUCAAAGUUUUGGUUAGGAUUGUUGAUUUCCGAAAUUUGGUACUUGAAAAUCAGAUCUCAAACAAUAGGUGGUAGGGAAAUAUUUAGGAUAUGAUUGGAUAGGGAAAUCAUCUUGGAACAAAUCAUUUAUCUCAAUUCAGAUUCAAUUGUUCUGUGGUUCUUGAUGAAAAUUGUAAGAAUUCUACGAUACUAUCAAACAAUCAAAAUAUUUGUAUCGACAUCGAUUCUUCAGACACGAUUAUGUAAAUCCACGCUAAAUAUAGUUCCCACUCAUAAAUCCAUGACCUCACUAUCUUUCCA